Pundamilia nyererei is the source of this 1558-nucleotide messenger RNA. Its product is annotated as protocadherin gamma-B5-like. Bases 149 to 1558 code for a protein of 469 amino acids. NCBI's taxonomy places the organism in Eukaryota, Metazoa, Chordata, Actinopteri, Cichliformes, Cichlidae. Gene Ontology annotation, molecular function: calcium ion binding. The record is from RefSeq and is a predicted model, not a curated record. The transcript is spliced from 2 exons. Gene Ontology annotation, cellular component: plasma membrane. Gene Ontology annotation, biological process: homophilic cell-cell adhesion.
UAAACUGUCUGGAUAAUCUGGUAAAAUCCCGGAUAGAGAUGUCGCAAAUUGUUACCAAAUAACCGAACAUUUAGUUGUCUUGGUCCGACCUUCUUUUUUGUGCUGCACAGUACAUUUUCUUUGAAAUUGACGGUCGAUUUUUGUCAAGAUGCGGGACAAAGGAUUUUCAGCACAAGGCCCGAUCUUCUGCAUUUCUUCCAUUUUUGUAAUACUGCACCUCGUUUGUGGAGAUCUGAGCUAUUCCUUUCCCGAGGAGAUUAAACGAGACUCGGCAAUUGGAAAUAUAGCAAAGGAUCUCGGUUUUGAUUUGAGGACUUUAUCUUCCCGGAAGGCUCGUGUUACUUUUGAGGGCACUCAUAAGCGUUACUGUGAUAUUAAUAUGAGAACGGGGGAUCUGAUCACAUUGGAGAGAAUCGACAGAGAAAGCCUCUGUGCCAAGAAACCUUCAUGUGUUGUGCAAGUGGAUCUGGUGUUAGAAAAUCCGUUAGAGCUUCAUCGUGUAAGUCUUCAUAUACAAGACGUGAACGACAACUCGCCAAAAUUCAAAAAGAAUUUGAUUGAGAUGGAAAUAAGCGAGUCAGCAGACAAAGGUAACCGCUUCUCAAUAGAGCAGGCCCGUGACGCAGAUAUAGGUCAAAAUGCUGUGCAAAGGUACGAGCUUCAAAAGAACAACAACUUUAUUCUGGCUGUUGACAGCAACAAGGUUGAACUCAUACUAGAAAACACUCUUGAUAGAGAGAAACAAAGCGAGAUGAAUUUACUUCUCACAGCGUUGGACGGUGGAUCUCCUCAGAGAUCCGGUUCCGUAGUCAUACGCGUCACUGUGCUGGAUGCCAAUGAUAACGCCCCAGUGUUCAGCCAGGCCGUUUAUAAAGCCAGUCUGCCUGAAAACUGUCCUUUAGAUACAACAGUGAUUAAAGUCAGUGCCACAGACGCAGACGAAAGACUGAACGGAGAUGUAACGUAUGACUUAAGUCACGUGUCUGACGACGACAUAAAUAUAUUUUCAAUUGAUCCUAAAACGGGAGAAAUUAAAGUAACUGCUGUGAUUGACUUUGAAGACAGAAAUUAUUUUGAAAUGAGAGCAGAAGCGAAAGAUGGUUUAGGUCUAACUUCUUACGCCAAAGUGUUAAUAGAUGUGACUGAUGUAAAUGAUAAUGCACCAGGGAUAUAUCUAAAAUCACUCACUAACCCCACACCGGAGAACGUGCCACCUGGUACAGAGGUGGGCAUUAUUAAUGUUCAGGACAAAGACUCCGGGAAUAACGGGCAGGUCCACUGCUCCAUCCAGCAGGGUGUCCCCUUUAAGUUGGUUCCUUCUAUUAAAAACUAUUAUUCUCUGGUGACCACAGGACAACUGGACCGCGAACUAGUGUCUGAUUACAACAUUACAAUCACUGCCACUGACGAGGGCUCUCCACCUCUGUCCUCUUCUAAAAGUGUUCAGUUAUCUUGUGAGGAUAAAAGGCAACUCGUGGUGUCGCUGUUGGCUGAUAGCACACUGACACACACCACUCCACCCACUGCUACUACACAGAUGUCGACUGUAAUUCCCUGA